Messenger RNA from Corapipo altera (White-ruffed manakin), 1134 nucleotides. RefSeq lists its product as uncharacterized. Lineage: Eukaryota; Metazoa; Chordata; Aves; Passeriformes; Pipridae. The record is from RefSeq and is a predicted model, not a curated record. Gene Ontology annotation, cellular component: cytoplasm. The coding region runs from base 81 to 818 and encodes 245 amino acids. The transcript is spliced from 8 exons.
CGAGCCCCUUGUGUUCCCCGGUUGCCCUCUGCCUGCUGGGGCUGCUCAUCAGGGAGAAGCCACGCUGGGAGCUUCAUGCCAUGGCAUUCCUUGUGGAGGUCCUGGACUGCCUAGACAUGGCUGACUGCAGUGAAAGCAUCCUGGAGAUCCUUUCAAGGCACCUACAGAGCGAAUGCAAAGAGAGACGUCGCCUGGUGCUGAGAGGCCUCGUGGUGCUGAGCAAGGAUUCCAUGAUGGCCAAAAGAAUGUGCAGCCUCUCUGAAAGCUUUGUGGAGCUACUGCAGGAUGUGGAUGUAGAGGUGGUCGGGAUGGCCUUGCCGAUGUUCAUGAAUAUGCUGCAGAACAAAGACAUCCUAAUCUCCAGGCCCACUGCCCCGAAGCUGGCUGAGGCGCUCCAGCCACUCUUUGACAGCGACAACAGCCAUGUGCAGGUCCUCUCCAUUCGCCUCUUCCGAAAGGUGAUGGAGUUGGUAGUGGCUGAGGGAAAGAAGCCCCUGGAGAGAUAUGUGAGCCAGAGCCUGUUCCCACUCUUUUUGCACUGGCAUGAGGAGAAACAGGGACUGGCAGAGGCCUCUCAGGAAGCUCUGCUUAGUGCAGCCAAGUUUCUGAAGAGGAGGGAUCUCAAUCAGCUGCUGAAGACAGAGCAGCCAUUGAAAUUUAGCGAGCGCCUGCUGGAAAAGUGGCCGAGUACCUGCACCAGGCCCUGUGGUACCUGGAGAGCCCACAGGAGCCCCUGCGAGAGGCGGCCCUCAAGUUCAUUGGGAUGGCCGGGAGGUACCUGCGGGGACAGCCUGAAGAGCUGCAGGACAUCAUCGUGAGGGCACUCUUCAGGGUCUGAGCAAUGACACCAGCCCCACCAUCUAAAGCCUGGCGCUUCAGAGCUGCUCUGUGAUCGAAGCUGUUCAGAGAGCUGCAUCCCCCCCAGCUGCAGCAGCUGCCAGACUGGCUGUGUGGGGCCUGCCAGAGCUGUCCUGCUCUGCGGGGCAGUUUCUGGCUGUGCUGCCAAAGCUCUGGGGAGGCUUGAUGUGGGAAGCGGUGUCUGCUGGGGCCAUGUGAGCCUGCGAGGAAGACCCCUGCUGUGGAAGCACUUCCCUCUAGUCCAGCAUAGGAAUAUAAAAUUCCUCUUGCUACACA